AUGGGCCUGGGAAUUGGCGUAAUCUUCCUAAGAAUGCUGUUGAGGCCUUUUUGUUGGGAUGUUUUUGUAGGACUUCAAAGAUGUGGGAAAAGUUGUAGGCUUCGGUGGACUAAUUAUCUGAGGCCUGAUAUUAAGAGAGGAAGGUUUUCUUUUGAGGAAGAAGAGACUAUAAUCCAAUUGCAUAGUGUCUUGGGAAACAAAUGGUCGGCAAUAGCGGCUCGUUUACCUGGAAGAACAGAUAACGAGAUCAAGAACUACUGGAAUACUCACAUUAGAAAAAAACUCCUUCGAAUGGGAAUCGACCCUGUAACCCACACUCCACGAAUCGAUCUUCUCGAUCUAUCCUCCAUCAUCGCCACGGCCAUCCGCAGCCACCCAAUCCUCGGUCUCUCGACGUUAUUAAACAACCAAGUUCAAACUCUAAACCCUGAAUCUCUAAGGCUAAUUUCCACCCUCUUAGCCCUCAAACAAGAAAGAGACCCAAAUGCCAACAAUUCCCAUCUCCAAAAUCAAGAUCAUGCUCAAAUUCAAGCUCAAAUGGACACAUUAUCACAACUCUUACAGCCCAACGAGGAAUUCAAUAAUAACACAAACUCUUCAAUGAUACCCAUCACAAACUUCGUUGAGUACUCAAAUUCUCAAGAACAUAUGAAUUUCUUAGCUCCAAAUUUGAGUGGUGAUGAUGGCUUGAUACCUAUGGCUUCAGAUUUAGGGUUUGAAUCGGUUAUAUCAACGCCAAAAUCAAGCCCCACGCCGUUGAAUUCUUCAUCUACUUGCAUAAACAACAGCAGCCAUGAGGAUGAGAGAGACAGUUUUUGUAGUAAUUUUUUGCAGUUUGAAAUUCCUGAAGGCUUGGACUUUAAUGAUCUCAUGUAAUUUUUUUUUUUGGAUAUUUAGGGGUUUUUUUUGUUUUUUUUGUGUAUCUUAAUUUCCACGAUGAAUCAAAUUGAACUAAUCGUAUAAUAUACGGUGGAUUGAUUCUGGUUGUACUAAUUAUGUUUCUAAUACGAUGUUGAUUCUUUAUGAUUCGGAACUAACUACACAAACCCAGAUGAAAAAUUCAUUUUUAUGAAAAACCGAGUUAAAGUUGCAAUUGAAAAGGUUUUAACAUUGAACAAGUAGACCGCACACUGUUCUUUCUCCAUCUCAAGCAAUAUUCAUAGAGACAGAUUUGUGUUAAGAUUCUUUGUUCCAAGAAACUCUCCCCUCAAGUUGUUCUUUCUAUUUCAUUUAUUUGUUUCAGUAUAUUUAGAUCGUGUGUCAUAUCAAACA
Molecule: messenger RNA, 1272 nt
Organism: Cucurbita moschata (crookneck pumpkin)
Lineage: Eukaryota; Viridiplantae; Streptophyta; Magnoliopsida; Cucurbitales; Cucurbitaceae
Product: transcription factor MYB102-like
Exons: 3
Coding region: 1-876 (291 amino acids)
Source: RefSeq, a predicted model, not a curated record